Messenger RNA from Chrysochloris asiatica (Cape golden mole), 3072 nucleotides. It is a transcript of the gene KLF10, whose product is annotated as Kruppel-like factor 10. The coding region runs from base 302 to 1744 and encodes 480 amino acids. Gene Ontology annotation, molecular function: DNA-binding transcription factor activity, RNA polymerase II-specific; RNA polymerase II cis-regulatory region sequence-specific DNA binding. The transcript is spliced from 4 exons. Gene Ontology annotation, biological process: regulation of transcription by RNA polymerase II. The record is from RefSeq and is a predicted model, not a curated record. Lineage: Eukaryota; Metazoa; Chordata; Mammalia; Afrosoricida; Chrysochloridae.
ACACGCUUCACUGACACAGACUUCACGCUGCCGGGCAGCCGCUGAUCACGCGUGGCCCCGCGAGCUCAUUGGCCGGCGCUUCACACACCUUUGCCGCUGAUUGGCCUGCCGCAGGCUCCGCCCCCGCCCCCGCCCGCGGCGCGGGCAGGCAGAGCGGCUACCUGAAUGGGGAGGGGGCAGACGGCGCGGAGCGCGGCGGCGGCGGGAGCGACGUCGAGAGUCUCUGGGCGCACGUCUGUGGCCAGGCAGCCAAGCAGCCUAGCAGCCAGUCAGCUUGCCGCCAGCUACCAGGCAGCCAACCAUGCUCAACUUUGGUGCCUCUCUCCAGCAGGCUGCGGAGGACAGAAUGGAAAUGAUUUCUGAAAGGUCCAAAGAGAACAUGUAUUCUUGGAACAAAACUGCAGAGAAGGGUGAUUUUGAAGCUGUGGAAGCCCUUAUGUCAAUGAGCUGCAGUUGGAAGUCUGAUUUUAAGAAAUACAUUGAAAACAGACCUGUGACACCAGGGUCAGAUAUGUCAGAGGAAGAGAAUCUGCUUCCUGGAACACCCGAUUUCCACACAAUCCCAGCAUUUUGUUUGACUCCUCCUUACAGUCCUUCUGACUUUGAACCCUCUCAAGUGUCAAGUCUGAUGGCACCAGCGCCAUCUACUGGACACUUCAAAGCAUUCUCUGAUACUUCCAAGACUCACAUGGCUCCCCCUUUCAAAGAGGAAGAGAAGACUCCAGUAUCAGCCCCCAAACUACCGAAGGCUCAGGCAACAAGUGUGAUCCGUCAUACAGCUGAUGCCCAGCUGUGUAACCACAGGUCCUGCCCGGUGAAAGCAGCCAGCAUCCUCAACUAUCAGGACAAUUCUUUCCAAAGAAGAAGAACCCACCUAAAUGUUGAGGCCACAAGAAAAAACGUACCAUGUGCCACUGUGUCACCAAGCAGAUCCAAAUGUGAACGAAGCACAGUGGCAGAUGUUGAUGAGAAAGCACGUGCUACACUUUAUGACUUUUCUGUGCCUUCCUCAGAGACUGUCAUUUGUAGAUCUCAGCCUGCUCCUGUGUCUCCACAACAUAAGUCUGUGUUGGUGUCUCCAUCCACAGUCUCACCAGGGGGCGUGCCACCUAUGCCAGUCAUCUGCCAGAUGGUUCCCCUCCCUGCCAAUAAUCCUGUUGUGACAACAGUCGUUCCCAGCACUCCACCCAGUCAGCCACCAGUUUGCCCGCCUGUUGUAUUCAUGGGCACUCAGGUGCCCAAAGGUGCUGUCAUGUUUGUUGUUCCCCAGCCUGUUGUCCCGAAUCCAAAGCCUCCAGUGGUGAGCCCAAAUGGCACCAGACUUUCUCCCAUUGCCCCUGCUCCAGGCUUUUCCCCUACAGCAGCGAAAGUCACUCCUCAGAUUGACUCAUUGAGAAUAAGAAGUCACAUCUGCAGUCACCCAGGAUGUGGCAAGACGUACUUUAAGAGUUCUCAUUUGAAGGCCCACAUGAGAACGCAUACAGGAGAAAAGCCUUUUAGCUGUAGCUGGAAAGGUUGUGAAAGGAGGUUUGCCCGUUCUGAUGAACUCUCCCGACACAGGCGAACCCACACGGGUGAGAAGAAAUUCGCCUGUCCCAUGUGUGAUCGGCGGUUCAUGAGGAGUGACCAUUUGACCAAGCAUGCACGGCGCCAUCUGUCAGCUAAGAAGCUACCAAACUGGCAAAUGGAAGUGAGCAAGUUAAAUGACAUUGCUUUACCUCCAACCCCUGCUCCCACGCAGUGACGGGUCAGAAGAUGACGGAUCAAAACUAACUCUGGUCACAGCCAGAAGCCAGUGGCGAUAUUAAAAAUUCUUCCACUGCAAGUCUGUGGCCCUCUGGUGCGGGCUGAACGCAGAAGCCCCCCAGCCCAGGGCACAGGCCCAGCCUGAGUUAGAUGACAGAUGUGCUGAGGCUACAGACAGGUCACAGAAUGGCAGGUUUCAUUUCUUAUCACAUAAGAGAGAUGAGAAAGCUUUUAUUCUUUCGAAUAUUUUUUGAAGGUUUCAGAUGAAGUCAACACAGGUAGCACAGGUUUUUAAUUUGUGUGCACAAUUUGUUACUUUACUUUUGCUGUUAAUACUUGAGACCAACUUUUCAAUGUGAUUGCUUCUAAAGCACUGGUUUCAAGAAUGUAGAGACUGGAAGUCACCGUUACGGUACAGAGACGGAAAUGUAAAAUUGGCUUGUAUUACUAAUACUGUCAUCUUUUCCUAGAGUUAUCUUGUUUCCUAUUCCUAGUCUUUCCAGUCAGCUUUGUGGACAUAGUUGUUAACUAUAUCUAGAAUUAGCAUUUCUUCACUAUUACUGAUACUUGGAAUUGAAUGGCUGUAUAUUGCUAACGAGGGCCCAAAGAAUUGGAAUCCUCAUUAAUUUAAUUGCUUUAAGAUGUAGCUACAUCUUUUUUCUUUUUUUUUUUUUCUUUUGAAAGUUUAACAAAUUACUAUAUCUAGGCAUAUUAUUAUGCUUUGAACUUUAGUUUGCCUGCAGUUUCCUGUGUGUAUUUGAAAAUUGUAUAUCAACGUGUUUUCCGUAGACUCUUAAGAUGCAUUGCACUUUGUUUAGGAAGAAAAUCUGAAGAUGAAAAUACAUAUUGUAAAGAAGGAAUAUCAAGAAUGUUAGAUAACUCCUUGAAAAAGAUGGCUUAUGUCAUUGGUAAAGUAUCCUUAUGUUGUAAGGAUAUAUAAUGUGUUCUGAGUAGAAAGUUUAUGACCAUUAUUCACAAACAGAAAGGUUGUCUUAUUAAUUUAUAGGAGUUUGGGAGCGAUGUGGAACUAGGUGGGUCGAAAAUUAUUAGGACAUUCACUUUUGUUAACAGUAUUUCUGUUGUUCUGCUAUUUAGUGAAUGAUAAAACAAGAGUAAAAUAUAUAGUGAAAAAUGUCACUAUAUUGUCCCAUUUAAUGUUUUUCUGUAUAUCAGGUUUAGAUUUUCUGACAUCAAAACUUGGACCCUUGGAAAACAAAAAAGAAUUUCCACUUAAAAAAAAAAUCCUUGUGACUCUUACAGUUUGCACAAUAUUUCUUUUGUUGUACUUUAUAUCUUGUUUACAAUAAAGAAUUUCCUUUGGUAUAU